This is a messenger RNA of Penicillium longicatenatum, 1344 nucleotides long. RefSeq names its product alpha/beta hydrolase. NCBI's taxonomy places the organism in Eukaryota, Fungi, Ascomycota, Eurotiomycetes, Eurotiales, Aspergillaceae. The record is from RefSeq and is a predicted model, not a curated record. The transcript has a single exon. Bases 1 to 1344 code for a protein of 447 amino acids.
AUGCUUCUAUCUCUCUCUUCCAUGGUGGUGUUUGUGAAUAUUGUGUCCAGUGCAGUGACUGUCAUCAGAACAGAUCAAGGGCCGACUGGAUAUGAGGUGACGAUCACCUACCAGAACGCGAGCGUCAGCAACGUCACUAUUUCUGGCCUACCACACUUAACAGAUCAAUACUCUACUUCCUGGUGGUCCUGGUCAGAUUUUGACCUGAGUGAAUACAAGCCUGGGGAUUUCCCCCGGGAUCCCCUCAUUGGCUCGUACUACGCGAUGAACCAGACGAAGCCUGGGGAAUUUACUUGGACACGACCCCUCUUCAGUGGAACAUUCCAAUAUUCAUUCCUCCUCGACUGUACUCAGCCCGCUCUGUGCAACACAACAAACGGCCAGAGGAUCACGGAUCCAACCAAUCCACCCUUCGAGAGCGUGCCUGGUUCUGAGUUAAUCUCCACGUUCCAGGUCCCAUACCACCACCAGUUCCAAUUUUAUCCGGAGCAAAACAUCAAUCAAGACUAUGCGCUGCCGUAUGGCACAAAUUCCAGCAAAGGGACUACCAAGUUUGGAACUUACCACUCACCUGGAUCCAUAAGCCCAUCGCCAGGCAUCCAUGACUACGUUGUUUAUCUGCCGGCGGGAUACGACGCGAAAGAUACUACCAAGAAAUAUCCACUACUGUACCUUUCCCACGGCGGCGAUGGAGCUGCAGCAGAUUGGCAGAACCAGGCCUAUGUCUCAAACAUGCUAGACCGCCUCAUCGGUGACGGCCACAUGGAGGCGACAGUAGUUGUGAUGCCAACCUGGUAUGGCAUCUUGCCCAACACCACCAAUCCACAAGCUCUACUACAGCGUAAUUACCCCGAUCCUCCGACUAUCGCUUCGCUAUACAGCAAAUAUUUGUUCCCUCACAUUGAGUCACACUACCGCGUCAGCAACGAGUCCAGUCGUAGAGCCUUCGCCGGUCUUUCGCAAGGUGCAUUUGUGACUUACAGCUUCUACGUCAAUUAUACCUCCUACUUUGGAUAUUAUGGCAUCAUGUCCGGUGGGCUCGCAACGAAUUCUGAAAAUGAAGCGCCCACUCUGCGUAGCUAUGUCAAUGCAUCUAUGGUGGCUUCGAAUCCGGACCUUUUGACCCGUGGUAUGUAUGUGUCGUAUGGUCAGUAUGACAUUUUGUUUACGGAUGCUCGAAGACUUCAACAGGCACUUGAUGAUAUUGGCGCUGGCUAUGUAACACGGUUUGUUCCAUGGGGGUUUCACUUUUGGAAUACUUGGCAAGAUUCCUUUUGGCAUAUGGGACGCAUGGCGCUAUGGCAGUCAAUUCCGUUCACGAAACCUACUGGUCACGGCCAAUAG